AUGACCUUCAUCAAGAAGAGCAAUUCUUCUAUAGACGAUAAUGACGAGCUUACCAGCAAUGUUUCUAUAAGAAGUAAUAGGGUUCGCUCCAAAGUGAAACAGUCUGCUUGGAGCAGGUUGUUCAGCAGAAAACCAGCUGAAGAAGAAUACGUUCUUCUUCCAAUGUUUGCUAAAGAGAAGGAUCAAAUAAAAGUAGUAAAAAAGAGUUUGAAACAACCGGAGCAGAAAGAUUGGUGGCUCAGAUAUUUUUGUUCAGAAAAAUUUGAAACUAACAAAAGUUUAUUUCAUCAGGUAUCAUGGGUCCGGCACCGGGACAUCCACCUGCUGACGGUGGGGCGCUACACGUACACGUCGGACCAGCGCUUCGAGGCGCAGCACAAGCCGCGCUCCGAGGAGUGGGCGCUGCGCAUCCGCAGCCCGCAGCGGCGCGACUCCGGCCAGUACGAGUGCCAGAUCUCCACCACGCCGCCCAUCGGCCACGCCGUGUUCCUCAACAUAGUAGAGCCAGAGACGGAGAUCCUCGGAGGUCCAGACCUGUUUAUCUACGCCGGCUCCACCAUAAACUUGACCUGCAUAGUGCGGCACACGCCGGAGCCACCUAACACUAUCAAUUGGACGCAUAGAGGCAAGACUAUAAACUUCGACUCGACGCGCGGUGGUAUAUCGCUAGUAACAGAGAAGGGUAUACACAGUAGCAGUAGGCUACUGGUGCAGGCGGCGCGGACGUCUGACGCGGGCGCAUACCAAUGUGCACCAGACAACGCACAGAUGGCUACAGCACGAGUUCAUGUACUUACUGGUGAGUUCUAG
This is a messenger RNA of Ostrinia furnacalis (Asian corn borer), 810 nucleotides long. RefSeq lists its product as uncharacterized. The record is from RefSeq and is a predicted model, not a curated record. Gene Ontology annotation, biological process: synapse organization. The coding region runs from base 1 to 810 and encodes 269 amino acids. The transcript is spliced from 4 exons. Lineage: Eukaryota; Metazoa; Arthropoda; Insecta; Lepidoptera; Crambidae. Gene Ontology annotation, cellular component: neuron projection membrane.